Apus apus (common swift) is the source of this 4427-nucleotide messenger RNA. RefSeq names its product solute carrier family 25 member 29 (gene SLC25A29). Gene Ontology annotation, biological process: mitochondrial L-ornithine transmembrane transport. Gene Ontology annotation, molecular function: high-affinity L-arginine transmembrane transporter activity. The coding region runs from base 2140 to 2850 and encodes 236 amino acids. The record is from RefSeq and is a predicted model, not a curated record. Lineage: Eukaryota; Metazoa; Chordata; Aves; Apodiformes; Apodidae. The transcript is spliced from 3 exons. Gene Ontology annotation, cellular component: mitochondrion.
UGAUUAUGAAAUAUCUUUAUCUCCAUGUAGAAAGCUUGAAGCUUUUCCAAGGAAUGGGGGAGGAAAAAACAUCCCCAGAUGCUGUAGGAGCAUAAAUCUGUGCAACCUUGGAGCAAGCCUCCUCAACCACUGUCUUCAGCCGUGAAAAAAAUCUUUGUAUGUAUGAUUCAGCCCAGUAACAUGAUGAAUGUUGGCCUAAACUACAAAUUCAUCAGUGCAGUAACAAUGUCCUAUUUGAAAAUAUGAUCUUACCUUUAACUUAAUUUUAUUUGACGCUUGCUUCUCUGCAGCUGUUCAUCACUAACUGCUAAAACUGACUCUCCCUGCCUUUGUAAUUCAAACCUGCUUUGUUACGGGUUUGAAAAUGUAUGUUUUGUUUCCCCCUCAAGCUCUGCUACUUACUCAAGCCAUUAAUUUGUUACUCUAGCCAAAAUAUGUAAGUGGAUAAAAAUCCACAGCAUGAAGCUUGUCUGGGUGCUUUUUCUUCCCUUUAGGUAUUAUUACAUAUUUUUAUAACUUUCCAAGGUAAAAAUUAUUUUCUGAUAGUCACUUAGCUGUAUGUAUUAUGCAUGCUAAGGGUAGCUAAGACCUGUUCAAAUAUAAGAUUUUGAAAUCUUCUGAAGGGCCCUUCCUUCAGCCAGGAAUCCCAGGGGUCCAAGCCCAUUUUCUCAGAACAGGGUGACAACUUCAGUCACUUUUUGGCAGCCUUAUCCAAAGUCUUGCACUGGAAGAACAGAAGAAAGGAUGCCAAUAUAUUUCCCGCUAAAUUAUUAUGCCAGAUCACUUGACUGCAGCAGACAGCAUGCCACCUGCUAAAGCUGUAUUUGGAAUACCUGCACCUCGCUGAAUUUAGGUAUGCAAAGAGCUAACAGUGUUACUGAGGCUAGCACCAUAUUCUGUAUUCCAGCACAUGGUAAAUUCAAUACAGAUUUUCCAAGCUAGUGGGUAUUAAUCCCUGCUAGCCAAGUGCAAGCUGCUCAAAUAGUAAAAACUGUAUGUAUGUUUCUCACGAGUAUGGUGAAUUUGCCUGCUAAGUAAUUGGGUUGAAUUGUAGUAUCUGUUUUCAGAAAUGGCAUUAUCCAGACUUGCACUUUUUUUUUUAAUGGUGGUGUACGCACAGCUGUCUUUUUCUCUCACCCCAUUCUGCCAAGUUUUAUGUGCUUAAUUUAAGGUGACGGGUCAUUUCACUGAAGCCAGCAAAACUGCUAAAAUGCUACACUCAGCCCAAAGAAUGUGGGGGGAGGGUUAGGUUUUAAAAAGGGAACAGCUUCUAGUGCAUGAAACUAAAUGUGUCUGUAAGACUGGGGCUCCCAGGCUAAUUCAAGCAGAUGUAUUAGUGCAAAACAUGUUUUCUUUAGAAAAAGCAUCUUGCUUUACAAUAGAGCAUAUAGUUUUUUUCUGAAUUACUUUAAAUGUUUUAUGAAAUACAGUGUGGCAUGCUGUGUCUUCAUACCCAUUAGAAGGUGGCAUAAGAAUUUAUCUUUUUUUUUUGUUAGACAAAAUACUAAUGUUUAUGUUAUUAGUCACCACUGCAUGUGGGAAAACUAACUAUAACCAGUCAUUAAAAAAAAUAAAAAGCAUAACUUGUAUAUGUAUAUAUGUUAAGAAUUAACCCUUGUUAUAACUCUGCAAUGUUUAAAGGGCUAGCUGGUAGCCACUUCAGACUGUAAAUUUUUAAUAAAACUGAACAAUGGGAAAGCUGCUUAGAUAAGCUAGAAUUUUACUUCUGUCUUAGCUUUUAAGCACUUUUUUUGGCCAGUGAUCAUGUUUCACAAAGCGGGGAGGGGGAUGGUGGGACACACAGGGAGAGAUUAAGACUGUGAAGUCAUCCUGCGAAACCCACAGCUGAGCUGAUCUCAGAACUGGCAAACUCCUUAUCCCUGGUUUGUUGAUGUAAUGUAUAAAUUUGCUUUUUUGCUUUUAACUGCCUUUACUUUCUGAGCUAGGGGCUGUCUUCAUUAACAGCAAAAGUGUUACUUUGUUGUAGAUGACAGAUAAGCCUCAUCACGGGAGAGUUACCUAGUUCGUCUACAAGUUCAAAAUGUAGAGAAACCUCUCUACCGUGGGACCUUCCAUUGCUUUCAGUCCAUCAUAAAGCAAGAAUCUGCUUUUGGACUCUAUAAAGGUAUUGGGUCACCCAUGAUGGGACUUACCUUCAUUAACGCACUUGUGUUCGGUGUACAAGGUAACACACUACGUGCUCUUGGAAAAGACACUCCUCUAAACCAGUUCCUUGCAGGGUCAGCAGCAGGGGCUAUCCAGUGUGUCAUCUGCUGUCCCAUGGAGUUGGCAAAGACGAGAAUGCAGCUUCAAGGAACAGGCGAAUACAAACUAAAAACGAAGAACUACAAAAAUUCUCUGGAUUGUUUGAUCAAAAUCUAUCAAAAGGAGGGGCUGAGGGGUAUCAACAGGGGCAUGGUCUCUACAUUCAUAAGGGAGACUCCAAGCUUUGGCUUUUACUUCCUGACCUAUGACUGCAUGACCAGGUAUUUAGGCUGUGAAGCCGAAGACAGUUACGUUAUUCCCAAACUGCUGUUUUCUGGGGGGAUGUCAGGAAUUGUGUCCUGGCUCUCAACUUAUCCUGUGGAUGUGAUCAAAUCCCGGCUCCAGGCUGAUGGAGUUGGAGGUGUUACACAAUACAACGGCAUUGUAGACUGCAUCAGAAAGAGUUACCAUGAAGAAGGCUGGAGGGUGUUCACAAGAGGUCUUACUUCUACACUGCUCCGUGCUUUUCCUGUCAACGCAGCUACCUUUGCUACUGUCACUGUGUUCCUGAUGUAUAUGAGGUCAGAAGACAACCUUAAUGAAUGUGAACCUGGUCCAGUAAUCCAGCAGCCUUCCAGUUUGUGAACCUUGUCUGUUCCUUCUCCUGAUCCAAUGCCCAGCUGGUUGGCUUUUUUUUUUUUUUUUAAAUGUGAACACUUGACCUGCAAAAGUGGUGUAAAUGUAUGCUAGCUGUAUAAUGAACUCCUAAACAUGUCAGAUUAGGAUUUCAUCUCAUUACUUGUAUAAACAGUAUAUUGCCUUAUUCAGGACUUCACAUCUAGUAGUAUCCAAGGAAGAUGGGGACCUGCUUUUAGAAAGUACUGUACAGUUGCAGUUGUGGCUCCAGAAGAGGAUCUAGAGAAUGUGGUAGUACCAGAAAUCAGGUUUUCUUCCACCCAUGUUCUGAAUGACUGAGUUGAGUUGAAUGCAGAAAUGUUUUCAGAACAGGAAUGUUCUUUUUUGUAUGUAGCCGGAGUAAGCAUAGUCCUCUAAGGUGAAGUGGGAGGAAGAUAUUCAAUCUUGGAGACAUUUUGCAGGUAACCCUGAACUGCUCAAGACAUGGACUAGCAUUCAGCUUACCAUGUAUUUUACUUUUCCUCUGCUUUUAUAUGUCAGUGUUUUUAGUAGCAUCUUUGUUCAUACUGGUUUGCUAAAAAACAAAAAUAAAUUAUCUGUUCCUAAGCUACUCCCUUACCUUUCAGUUUUGAAUAAAUAUCUCAAGCAUGAACCAAGUUAGCAUCUGCACUCAUAUGCACUUGUUCCUUUAAAUUUCAAGGCUUGUAAGGAUUUAGGGAAACUCAAAGGUAGUAAGAUUGAUGUUAUUUGCCUUCACUUCUAUUUCUUGUUUGGUGGGUGCCCAGAUUGUAUUGACUAGAAUCAGGCUGUUCUAUGAAGUUACUGCACUUUGUGCCACUUCUCCCAGCAUGCCUCAUAGCAGCCAGUGAUGCACCAAAGUCAAAGUCCUACCUGUGGUAUUGCACAAAAUGUUUGUGGUGCAAGGUUAGCUUAGCAGCUUGAAGUACUGUAGAAAUAUGUAUGUGUUCAAAACUGGAGGUUUCAUAUCUCUCCAGACAAUAGGCGUAUAGGUUGGUGUUCUAUACACUUGCCUUAUGAAUUUAAACAAGACUGAUUUUCAUGUAUUUAGUUACAGUGCUAUUAGAAAGAAAACUGAAAAGGUUUUUUGGAGACUUCUUGUUACAUUAAUCUUGUUCAGGAAGAAUUGCAUUAGUCAAAGAGCUAUAAACAGUUAUUUAAGGUUUGAAAUAACAACUACACAUAUUAAGCACAGAUGGCUAGGGAGAAGUGUUAUGUGUGCAAGCAAUGUUCUAAAAUGUAUCAAACUAGUUCAGUGAGUACAACUUGUUACACUUUUGGUUGGGACAAGUGCAAUAUGUGUUUAAUUUAUAUGAAUUUUCUAAAGAAAUCUUAUAGCAUUUUGCACUGUAACAAAAUAUGCUGGAGAAACCUGUAAAACUGGUAUGUCUUUUUAUACCUUGAAGGUAUGUUGGAUGUUUUAGUGCCUACUUGCACUGAGAUUCAAAUUGAAUAUUAAAUCUGUCUACUAAGCUGCAUAUGCACAACUCUCAGCACAGACCAUUUACCCCUUUGUACAAUAAUUAUUGUAUAUAAAAUUGAGGGAAUAAAUUUUUUUAAAAUUUUGA